Molecule: messenger RNA, 480 nt
Organism: Trichomonas vaginalis G3
Lineage: Eukaryota; Parabasalia; Trichomonadida; Trichomonadidae
Product: protein kinase protein
Exons: 1
Coding region: 1-480 (159 amino acids)
Biological process (GO): phragmoplast assembly; cytokinesis by cell plate formation; protein phosphorylation
Molecular function (GO): ATP binding; microtubule binding; protein kinase activity
Source: RefSeq, a predicted model, not a curated record
AUGAAUAAUUCACUUUUAUUACAGUCAAAUACAGCAUUUAACCCACCAGAAAUACUUACAUCAAAAGGUGUUUUCAGUAGUUCAGACUCUUGGAGUAUAAGUUGUAUUCUAAGCUACUGUUUAACAGGAAAAAUUCCAUUCCAAAAGGAAAAUGCUGAAGAAACUGUGCAAUCAAUCCUCAACGACCAAUUCGAUAUCGAUGAUGACAUUUCCGAUCAUGCAAAGAACUUCAUCUACUGCGGUCUGAUUAAAAAUCCUCUGAUGAGAACACAGUUUAAGGCAAUCAUGUCCACAAAAUUCAUGGAGGGUAUUCCUCUAGAAAUGAUGGCAACAAAGAAAUCCGCGGCAACACAGUCAUAUUCGCCAAAAACUUUCCCAUCAACAAUCGGGAAGAAGCAGCUUAUUAGAAUUUCUUAUAAGAGUUUCAUUCCUGAAGUGAAAAAGUCGUACAGGACUAGAUCUGGUACAACUUUUUGGUAA